AUGGUAUGUGAAUGUUUGGGCAUCAACAAAGAAUGUGAUUACUUUGGAUUACAGUACAAAACUGUCAAAGGGCAAGAUGUUUGGUUGAAUCUAAGAAAUUUGAUUGAACAUCAAGUUGCUGGAGUUCAUCCUUAUCGUUUUGCACUCCGAGUCAAAUUUUGGGUACCACCGCAUUUAUUAUUACAAGAAUCUACUCGCCAUCAGUUUUAUUUGCAUGCCAAGUUAGAGCUAUGUGAAGGGCGUUUAAGACCGACAGAUAGCCAAGCAAUAUGUAAAACUAUUGCAUUAUUGGCACAGGCUGAAUUCGGCGAUUGCGAUGACUCGGUUGCUCUUGUGCAGUUUUUCGCAUAUUGGUGUGAACAUUUGGGCGCACCCAAAGAUGAUGAUGAGUUUAUCAUUGAUCAUAUUCAAAAUCUUCAGUCUGAAAUGAAAGGUAUGAAACAAACAACUGCUGAAUAUUGGUUGAUCAAAGAAGUCUCUGGUCUUCAAAACUUUGGUGAAGAGGUAUUUGAAGGUAGAACAACAAAUGGUUCUUCAGUACUGGUGGGAGUUGGACCACAUGGUAUUAGUCUGGAGCACCCAGAUCAAGCUGAUCAUGAAAAACAAAUGAUUCCUUAUACUGCGAUCCGCAGUGCUGCCAGCCACCGUCGUGUAUUUGAGAUGUGGUAUUUGGCAGGUGUCGAACAUUCCGAAACACUAAUUGUAUUGAAAUUAGAAUCUAGUUUGGGUGCAAAUACACUUUAUAGAGCACUUACGGAGAAACAUGCAUUCUAUAGUUGUGAAACAGUGAGAGGCGCUGUUACAUCACAAUAUAUCAGGGAUCUCAAGGGUACAAUUAUAUCUAUAUUUAAUGAAGAUUCACCAUUAGGGAAGAAAUACGUGUUUGAUAUACAGAGGACCUGUCGUGAAGUUCAUGACAAUGCACGUCGUGCACUUUAUGAAAAGCAAAACAAAGUCACACCAUCCAGCUCUACUGUGGUACUGACUUCGCCUGAACCUGAGCCAACUACUUCACAGGAUAGCUACAAACUGGCCAAGCUUAUUGAUGCGCUUACGUGUAGAAUUUGCAUGGAUGCCACUAUUGAUCAUGUAUUUUUCCCAUGUGGUCAUGUUAUUGCAUGUGGAACAUGUGUUAAACGAUGUGAAACUUGCCCACUAUGUCGGGGUGCCAUUGAUGAGUCUAGGCAUGUGUUUAUUCCGACUUUAGCUGACUUGCCAGAUCUUCAUCAUUAG
Messenger RNA from Macrosiphum euphorbiae (potato aphid), 1233 nucleotides. The record is from the annotation of a GenBank genome assembly. Lineage: Eukaryota; Metazoa; Arthropoda; Insecta; Hemiptera; Aphididae.